CGACUGAAUCUUGUCUCAAUCAAUUCAUCGUCGUGAAUUUAUUUAUGCCAUUGAAGUCAUUCCCAAUCAAUCAGAUCCAUUCACUGCAAACUCUUCUCAACUCAACUCGCUCUGAGCUGUAACGCCGCGCCCCCCACCAAUAUCGCCGCCUCGGCGAAGCCGGAUCUGCGAGUCUGCAACAACCGUCGCCGUUGAUAUGACGGAGUUCGUCGAGCUCGAAGCUCAAGAUGCGGUGCGGAUGCCGUGGAACGUCUUGCCCGGGACCAAAUCCGAUGCGGCAAAAUGCGUGGUUCCCGUCUCCGCCAUCUAUACUCCCCUAAAACCCUUCCCCGAUCACCCCGUCCUCCCGUACGCCCCGCUCCGCUGCAGGAACUGCCGAUCGGUGCUCAAUCCGUUCUCCACCGUGGACUACUCCACCACGAAGAUGUGGAUCUGCAGCUUUUGCUUGCAGCGGAAUCAUUUCCCCGCCAAUUACCAGUCCAUCUCCGAAACUAACGUGCCCGCCGAGCUCUUCCCUCAGUACACCACGAUCGAGUACGAAAGCCCCCCAGAAAAGGCCGCCAUGACUAACCCUGUCUUCCUCUUGGUCAUCGACACCUGCCUAAUUGAGGAGGAGAUUGGCUUCUUGAAAUCAUCUCUCUUACAGGUGAUAGGCACAUUGCCGGAGAAUUGCUUGAUUGGAUUGAUAACAUUUGGUUCUUACGUGCAAGUUCAUGAGCUAGGCUUUAGUCUGAUUCCGAAGGUUUAUGUCUUCAAGGGGUCAAAGGAAGUCACUAAAGACCAAAUUAUGGAACAGAUGGGUUUCUUUCUAAAGAAACCAAAACCAACUACUGGGGUCAUUGCAGGGGCCAGAGAUGGGCUUUCACAGGAGAGUAUCUCAAGGUUUUUGUUGCCAGCAGCAGAGUGCGAAUUUACACUCAAUUCGAUAUUGGAAGAGCUUCAAAAAGAUCCUUGGCCUGUGCCUUCAGAUCAACGAGCAGCUCGGUGCACUGGUACUGCUUUGAGUGUGGCUGCCCACUUGUUGGGAGUAUGUGUUCCUGGCUCUGGGGCCAGAAUCAUGGCAUUUCUAGGUGGGCCCUCAACAGAAGGGCCAGGUGCUAUUGUUUCGAAACUCUUGUCUGAACCUAUUCGGUCCCACAAGGAUCUGGACAAAGAUUCUGCUCCAUUUUAUCACAAAGCAGUAAAAUUCUAUGAAACACUUUCGAAGCAGCUUGUACAUCAAGGACAUGUACUUGAUGUUUUUGCUGGUGCACUGGAUCAGGUUGGACUUUCUGAACUUAAAGUAACAAUUGAAAAGACUGGAGGGCUUGUUGUUUUGGCGGAAAGUUUUGGCCAUAAAGUUUUCAAAAAUUCAUUAAGAAAAGUGUUCCAGCCUGGAGAAAACGAUCUUGGACUAUCCUCAAAUGGUAUUUUUGAGAUAAACUGCUCAAAGGAUAUCAAAGUUCAUGGAGUUAUCGGUCCAUGUGCAUCACUCGAGAAGAAAGGUCCUCUCUGUUCUGAAACUACUAUUGGCCAGGGAAAUACAACAGCGUGGAAGAUGUGUGGUCUUGACAAAACUACUUCCUUAUGUUUAUUAUUUGAAAUCAGCAAGAAGGAGAAUCCGGAUGCUAUUGCUCAAUCUGCAAACACGCAGUUCUUUUUCCAGUUCCUGACUUAUUAUCAGCAUAGAAAUGGACUGAUGAGGCUUCGUGUUACUUCCCUCUCAAGAAGAUGGGUUUCUGGACCUGGAAGCAUACAGGAACUAAUUGCGGGAUUUGAUCAAGAGACUGCUGCUGUAGUAAUGGCUCGUCAAGUUUCAUUCAAAAUGGAAACUGAGGCGGAAUUUGACCCUAUACGAUGGCUGGAUAAGUCAUUGAUACAUAUGUGCUCCCGAUUUGGUGACUACCAAAAAGACAGUCCUUCAUCUUUUAGUCUCUCUCCUCGUUUCUCAAUAUUCCCACAGUUCCUUUUUCACCUACGGCGUUCUCAAUUUGUACAGGUCUUCGGGAACAGCCCAGAUGAGACAGCUUUUUUUAGAAUGAUUUUGAACAGGGAGAAUGUUUCAAAUUCUGUUGUGAUGAUUCAGCCGUCUUUGAUCUCCUACUCUUUUCACUCUGGGCCCGAACCUGUUCUUCUUGAUGUGGGUGCAAUUGCCGCUGACAGAAUUCUUCUUUUGGACUCCUACUUUACCAUUGUUGUGUUUCAUGGAUCAACCAUUGCUGAAUGGCGAAAAGCUGGAUACCAUGAACAGCCAGAACAUCAGGGAUUCGCUCACUUGUUGAAAGCUCCACGGGAUGAUGCAGAUUCAAUUAUCCGGGAAAGAUUCCCCGUGCCUCGCCUGGUCAUUUGUGAUCAACAUAAAUCCCAGGCCAGGUUUUUGCUUGCGAAGUUGAAUCCUUCGGCGACGUACAACUCAGAAAACCCGCCGGUUCCUGGAGGGGAUAUCAUAUUCACUGAUGAUGUUAGUUUUGAAGUCUUUUUGGAUCAUCUCCAGCGUUUGGCUGUUCAAUAGAAUAGGAUUCAUUUUUUUUUGUCCUCUGCAUAUUCUUCCUUCAAAGAGUUUGGUGGCAAUUUGUAGUUUUUUUUUAAUACGGAGUAUUAUGUUACACAGCAAAGAUUUUGUAAAAGUUUCUUUGAAUUGAGUGUACAGUAAUGCAUAAGACCUUU
Cuscuta campestris is the source of this 2646-nucleotide messenger RNA. NCBI's taxonomy places the organism in Eukaryota, Viridiplantae, Streptophyta, Magnoliopsida, Solanales, Convolvulaceae. The record is from the annotation of a GenBank genome assembly.